Messenger RNA from Babesia bovis T2Bo, 1085 nucleotides. Its product is annotated as Zinc finger C-x8-C-x5-C-x3-H type (and similar) family protein. The transcript has a single exon. Bases 20 to 997 code for a protein of 325 amino acids. Gene Ontology annotation, molecular function: metal ion binding. Lineage: Eukaryota; Apicomplexa; Aconoidasida; Piroplasmida; Babesiidae. The record is from RefSeq and is a predicted model, not a curated record.
ACAUUAUGUUCUAAUUAAAAUGGUACAUCCUUAUUAUAGUAAUAUACCCUAUGUACCCACGGGGAAGCCAGUGCCAGCUUACUUUGGACAGGGUCCUCCAGGGUUCUACACCCCUGUUGCACAGUAUCCUUAUCCGUAUAAUGGCUCGGCAGUUCCACCAUGCCCUCCUGUUUAUGCACAAGCAGGGGGAUUUUAUCCACCUAAGAACAGAAGUUAUACAAGAGGGAAUAGAAAACCACCUCCACCGUAUAUUUCAUCCGAAAGUAGACAUGGAAGUAACCGGAACAACGACAUUCAUGGGAAUCUAGAGGAGAAACAUAGUUGCGAGCCUUGUUGUAUGUAUUUCAGGACUUCGGCGGAACUCUCUGAACAUAUUGAUGACACCCACGUGGACUGCGAUCUGGAAGGUUGUGACUACUCUGCACCUAUUGAGCUAAUGUCUGUUCAUGCCCUCAAACACGUGAAGAACCACAAGGGCGAGUACGUACUGGAAUCAGCAGAAGAAAUUCGCAAAUGGGUUGCCAACCGUCGUAAUCGCCAUCCUUUAAACCGUAAUCGCGACAUUUCUGCAACUGAGGAGUCCACUCUAGAGCGUUUGUUGCGUGAUGCACACCGAAAGGUUAAAACCGACCGACCUCAAAAAAGUGUUUUAUACCCAGUGAUAUCAAAGGUGAAACCUCGUCCAAGUGCUCUACUGCAAUUAAGUGACCCAAUUAAGUAUCGCAAUUUAUUACGCCAGUCUUCAGGACCGUACUCAUAUAGACCAUCGCUGUCCAUGAAUAGAGCCAUAUGUCAAAACUACAAGCGUACGCGAACUUGUAAAUUUGGAGAUCGGUGUCAGUAUUCUCACGAUACACAGGCAUAUGGAUCACGCGAUUUCACUGUAACUAAGCGACCACCAACAUUGCUUCACGUGCUGAAGAACGAUAUUUAUAAGGCAGAGAAGCUAUUGGUCAGUGCUAUAAAAACUAUAGUGGAGCAAAACUUCUUUGAUUAGUCAAGCUAAUCUAUAAUAAAGAACAUGUUAACUCUGUGGUAUACAUGUUUUUGGUACUUCUACCUUAUAUGUCAGUGUUUUACCAGAA